Messenger RNA from Nezara viridula (southern green stink bug), 1104 nucleotides. NCBI's taxonomy places the organism in Eukaryota, Metazoa, Arthropoda, Insecta, Hemiptera, Pentatomidae. The record is from the annotation of a GenBank genome assembly.
AUGUGUAGGGGUUGUCCCCCUAUCAUUCUUGGCGGUCUUACCUUAUCCUAUCCUCGCAAUGUCAGGGGAUUGCCUCCUCGGUUGCAGAGCCCUGGAUGUGUAGGGGUUGUCCCCCUAUCAUUCUUGGCGGUCUUAUCCUAUCCUCGCAACGUCAGGGGAUUGCCUCCUCGGUUGCAGAGCCCUGGAUGUGUAGGGGUUGUCCCCCUAUCAUUCUUGGCGGUCUUAUCCUAUCCUCGCAACGUCAGGGGAUUGCCUCCUCGGUUGCAGAGCCCUGGAUGUGUAGGGGUUGUCCCCCUAUCAUUCUUGGCGGUCUUAUCCUAUCCUCGCAACGUCAGGGGAUUGCCUCCUCGGUUGCAGAGCCCUGGAUGUGUAGGGGUUGUCCCCCUAUCAUUCUUGGCGGUCUUAUCCUAUCCUCGCAACGUCAGGGGAUUGCCUCCUCGGUUGCAGAGCCCUGGAUGUGUAGGGGUUGUCCCCCUAUCAUUCUUGGCGGUCUUAUCCUAUCCUCGCAACGUCAGGGGAUCGCCUCCUCGGUUGCAGAGCCCUGGAUGUGUAGGGGUUGUCCCCCUAUCAUUCUUGGCGGUCUUAUCCUAUCCUCGCAACGUCAGGGGAUUGCCUCCUCGGUUGCAGAGCCCUGGAUGUGUAGGAGUUGUCCCCCUAUCAUUCUUGGCGGUCUUAUCCUAUCCUCGCAACGUCAGGGGAUUGCCUCCUCGGUUGCAGAGCCCUGGAUGUGUAGGGGUUGUCCCCCUAUCAUUCUUGGCGGUCUUAUCCUAUCCUCGCAACGUCAGGGGAUUGCCUCCUCGGUUGCAGAGCCCUGGAUGUGUAGGGGUUGUCCCCCUAUCAUUCUUGGCGGUCUUAUCCUAUCCUCGCAACGUCAGGGGAUUGCCUCCUCGGUUGCAGAGCCCUGGAUGUGUAGGGGUUGUCCCCCUAUCAUUCUUGGCGGUCUUAUCCUAUCCUCGCAACGUCAGGGGAUUGCCUCCUCGGUUGCAGAGCCCUGGAUGUGUAGGGGUUGUCCCCCUAUCAUUCUUGGCGGUCUUACCCUUAUCCUAUCCUAUCCUCGCAACGUCAGGGGAUUGCCUCCUCGGUUGCAGAGCCCUGGAUGUGUAG